Molecule: messenger RNA, 1065 nt
Organism: Trichoderma harzianum CBS 226.95
Lineage: Eukaryota; Fungi; Ascomycota; Sordariomycetes; Hypocreales; Hypocreaceae
Exons: 3
Coding region: 1-1065 (354 amino acids)
Molecular function (GO): zinc ion binding; oxidoreductase activity
Source: RefSeq, a predicted model, not a curated record
AUGAGCUCAUCAAUACAUAUACCGACCACCCAAACCGCAGCCGUCAUCGAAAACCCUGGGCCAAAUGGAACCGUUCGAAUUAACAAUUCACAUCCCGUUGAGGCUCCCGGCAAACAUGAAGUCCUUGUCAAGUUGGAAUACAGCGGCAUCUGUGGAUCAGAGGUUCGGGCGAUGCUUGGCUGGGGAAAUUACAGGCCCGUCAUAGGCCACGAAGGAGUCGGCAUAGUUGUCACAACAGGCGAGAACGUCUCGGAGUCGAUACUCGGCCAAAGGGUGGGCGUGAAAUGGCUUCACAGCGCAUGCGGCCUUUGUGCGGGAUGCAAAACCGGAUCUUCAAAUCAUUGUGCAAACCCCGUCUUUACUGGUCUUCAUGUUCAAGGAACCCUGCAACAAUAUGUAAUCGCCGACUCGCGAUACUUGACGAGAAUUCCGGAUGGCUUACGUUCAGAGUUGGCCUCUCCCUUGCUGUGUGCAGGAUUGACCAUGGCAGGCGGGAUAGGAAAACUCGAUAAUCAUAUACCUAGUGAUGGAUGGGUGGUGGUUCAAGGCUCUGGCGGUGGUCUGGGACACAUAGGAAUCCAAAUUGCCACCAAGUUGAGAGGCUACAAAGUCAUUGCAGUCGAUUCCGGUGCGUCCAAACGCGAGCUCAGUCUACAAUGCGGUGCUCAAUUCUUCAUCGACUUUGCCACUGAGAAUGUCGAAGAGAGGGUGAAAGAGAUAACCGGAGAAGGAGCUCACGCGUGUCUUAUUGUAUCGGGAGCCGAGGCCGCGUUUGAGCUUGCUCCAAAGUUGGUUCGGAACGGGGGAUUGUUGGCCAUCAUCGGCUUACCCCCGGCCACAUUCACUGUCCCCAUGACAGCCAGUUUAUUCGCAGUAAAAGCGCUCACUGUCACUGGUGUUAUGGUAGGGACUGAGCAGCAGAUGGUGGAGCUUCUGGAACAAGCUGCUGCAGGCAUCAUCAAUCCCAUGGUUCAAGUCGAAGACUUUUCAGAAACCCCAAGAAUUUUCGAGAAGCUCAAAAAUAACGAAGUGACGGGACGCAUUGUGGUGAGGAUUCCUGCGUAA